Messenger RNA from Dictyostelium purpureum, 842 nucleotides. RefSeq lists its product as uncharacterized. NCBI's taxonomy places the organism in Eukaryota, Evosea, Eumycetozoa, Dictyosteliales, Dictyosteliaceae. The transcript has a single exon. The record is from RefSeq and is a predicted model, not a curated record. The coding region runs from base 99 to 752 and encodes 217 amino acids.
CUUUCUGUAAUAAUAAUAACUUUAUUAUAAUCAUAAUCAUAUUAAAUAAUAAUAAUAAAAAUAAUUAUUAUUAUAUUAUUCAUAAUUAAUAAACUAAAAUGAAUUUUAAAAAUAAUCAAGAAAUGCAAUUAUCAUUGGAAAAUAUUGAAGAAAUAUAUGAUAACAAAUCAAAUCCAAAAUACACAUUAGAAAAUCCAUCUCAGAAUCUAGGUCCCAAAUUAAAGAUGUCUUAUAUUAUAAAUGAACCAACUGCCUCUCCUCCUCUGUUUGGUGGAAUUUUUUCAACCUUUGAUGUAGAAAAAAAUACAAACAUAAAAUAUUACAACUAUUUGGAAACAAAUCUUAAACAAACUGAAAUCAUUACAAAUGACAAUAAUGUCAAUACAAAUCAAAACAAUUUUAAUCAAACUAAUAAUAAUACAUAUAAUAUUUAUAAUCAUGUCAAUAAUUCCCAACCCAAUAGUAAUAAAAAUAAUACUCAUUUCCAUUUUAAUAAUGAUUUGAAUAAUGACUUUUAUUACAAUUAUAAUGAUAAUAAUAAUUAUCAUAAUAACAUUAAUAAUAUAAAUAAUAAUAAUAACUACUACUCUGCAACUACUACUACAACAACUACUACAACAACAACAUCUGGGCCACAAAAUAUCAACAACAACACUAAUAUUCAAUAUGAAAAUCAUCUUUUUAGUAAUGAAGAACAAGCUCAUAUGGAGCUUUUAACUCUAGAGACUCUACGUUCCAUUUUACCAAACUAAGAUAAAAACCAUUUUAAAAAAAACCUGUAUAUAAAAAUAUUUUUUGUUUAUAAAAUUAUUAAAUAAACCUUUUAAUUUUAAUAUAUAUUU